Mytilus californianus (California mussel) is the source of this 2772-nucleotide messenger RNA. RefSeq lists its product as uncharacterized. Lineage: Eukaryota; Metazoa; Mollusca; Bivalvia; Mytilida; Mytilidae. The record is from RefSeq and is a predicted model, not a curated record. The coding region runs from base 4 to 1758 and encodes 584 amino acids. The transcript has 15 exons.
AAAAUGAAACCUGACUAUUUAAAGAUACUGAGGAUAACAGAUAAAGUCAAUGGAAAAAAUUUCACCCUGAUAAACCCAGUUAUACUAAAGAUAAAGAGCUAUCCACCCAAACUGAUAUAUCCACUCAAAUUAGUACAGAUAGUUAACAGUAAGCCAUAUGAAGUAUUUUACCACAAGGACAACACGGAGAAUUACCCUGGAUGUGAUGUUAAUUCACUGGAUCAACAGUGUGAGAAAGGUUUCAAGGGAUUUUGCUGUAGUUGUGACAACAGAAAGGAUAAUUACCCCUAUCACAUGAGAGGAGGACAGGAGUGUAGUAUUAAUGUUUCUAGUACACAUUGUAUUCAGUAUGAUCCAUUAUGCCAAGUACCGAUUUCAGCCACAUAUUCAUUAGUCAAUUAUACUGACAAUGAUCUACUGAAAUAUAAAAGGAAUAUUCUACUGAUUCCACAAACAACUAGUGAAGAAAAGUCUCAGUUCAUGUUGUUAAAUAAAACAUGGAUUGGGGAGGAGUGUAAUGAGAUUGGUGUAUCACUGGCAGCAUUCAAUAACCAAUCAGAUAAAUGUCAUAAAUCAGCACAGAAGUUCACACAGGUAAUUAGAGAGAUAGAAUACACAGACAACAGUCAGACAGAGACAUUACAUAUCAUGUUAUAUAACCAGGGAUAUAUGAUGAAGGAUGUUUCUGUACAGCUACAGAAUUGUAACGUCACAAUCAUUGGAGAGGUUUCAACAUCAAUACAGUUACCACCACACAAGACACAACAUGCAGAACUGCCCUUCAAGACUGGGAUACCUGACGGAGUAUUUUCUUGUACAUUGCAAGUUGCUGGAUUGAUUAAAGCAGUGAUGUCCCUGUGGUCACCAAUAUCCAUCGGAGAGUCUGGUCUUUGUCUUUUUACUAUGACCAGAGUACUGACAACUUACCAUGAACCCUCACUGAUGAAGUAUGAGGUUAUUUACAAUGAGAGAGGCAUACCAGUCCAUCCUCUCACAAAGAAACCUGUCCAGAUUCUCCCUACCUCAGAAAUAUUUUUGUUGAACCUCGUUUUUGGUUACUACCUCUUGGUGAUUGGUUUUCAUUGGUUGAUAUUGAGGAUUUCAGGGCUGGAUAUAAGAUAUCAAUACAAGAGAGAGGCAAAAUCCUGGCAUCAGAAGUUGAUAACUCCAGUUACCUCCCCCUUAGAUGAUUCUCCAGCUGACAUGGGGAUACAUUAUAAUUCAGACACAAGUGGAAGAGCUGAUGAUGUAAAGAGGAAAUUAUUUGGCUCCACUGAUAAACAACUUGUUUAUGAACAGUAUAAAAAGCAGAAGAAAGAACUACAAAAAUUUCUGAAGAAUUCUGUUGAUGAGAAAGAAAAAGAGAAAUUGAGGAAAGCUAGAAGAUCUGCUUCUAAAGGUCAACGAAGAAGUUUGAACAGAAAAAUACCAAUACAGGCACUGAUGGAUCUUGACCAUGUUUUCUUUAACUACCAAAGACAAUCAACUGUACUGAAGAACUCAGGACAAUGUUUUAGUUUAUGUGGAUUAUUGUCUAGAAAUGGAAGGAAGUACAGGUUUGAAUUAGGACCAUACAAUGUACAGAUGUGUGAAAAUAUAGAAGGCGUAGCACGGAAACUAGUGAAUCCUCAGCAAAUUAUUCAUCCGUUACAGUUUAUGACAGAAAUGAACGCCACAGCCGUACAUCAAUAUAUUACCACAGGGCCACUCUACCCUUGUCUAAAUACACUUAUUACAUUCAAGUGUAGAAGACAUUGAUUUAAAUGUUCCUCCCUUGUCUAAAUACACUUAUGUAAUACAUUUAUAGCAAGCAUUGAAUAAAAUGUAAUGUAAAAUGUUGUCAUCAUAUGAGCUGCAUCAGAUAGAAAUCGACCUUAUGCAAAUGAAUAUCAAUAUAUGUGUUAACUUAUUUCGGGUUGAAAAAAAUCUCUACGCAAAUUCUGUAAAGGUUUGAAAAUUGAGGCAAUAUAAGAACCCUACAACACAGACCAAAAUUCAACUUUUAUUUCGUAUUUGAAUGUUCCAAAAUAAAUCAAAGUCUUAUACAUGUACGUGUUUAUAUGUUCACUUGCAUAAGGUCGAUUUCUAUCUGACUGAGCUCAUAUUACAGUAGGGAUAUGUUUGUCAGUUAUCAUAUCUUAGUAUUACUGUCAAUUCUUUAUUAUUCGUUGGAUUCCAAUGUUCCUUGAUUUGUAGGAUUAGGGGAACCACAAAUUUAAAUGUUCAACGAAUUACAAAUUUUCAAUAGGCUUGUAUGCAGAUUUUGAAAAAAACCAUGAAAUUAAAUAUCCACGAUUAUGUAAGUUUUCCUCAAUGAACGAAAAUUGGUACUCAUGAAAAUAAAUGAAUCUACAGUAGAUACCAUUUGUAUGACUGCUUUAUGGAGGGUUAAAAUGUAUAAUGUUUUGGAUGCAGUACAUGUAUACAAUAAAAUUUUCAUUCAGUCUUAUUUUAACAGCAUUAUUAUAACUGUUUUAAUAAAAUUUAGUAUUUUUACAUUUGGUAUACAAGAAAUUCUACACUUACUCUUUUUUUUCUUAACUUCUGCAACAUUUCAAUUUUCAGAGAUGAGUGCCUAUGAAAAUGUAAUUAUAACGAAAAUUUCGCAAUCUGCAUUUUAAAAACUGCUAAAUAUAUUUCAACAUAACUUAUAUCACUACUUUCUGAUUACAGUACAUCAAAGUUUAGUAUCAAUGUGUUUACAAUUCCCAAAGAUUAGAUUUUAGAAAUCAAAUUAGAUAUUGAAUUUGUAUAUUAACUGAAAUAGAUGUG